Molecule: messenger RNA, 306 nt
Organism: Salvelinus namaycush (lake trout)
Lineage: Eukaryota; Metazoa; Chordata; Actinopteri; Salmoniformes; Salmonidae
Gene: ccl44
Product: chemokine (C-C motif) ligand 44
Exons: 4
Coding region: 1-306 (101 amino acids)
Biological process (GO): immune response
Cellular component (GO): extracellular region
Molecular function (GO): chemokine activity
Source: RefSeq, a predicted model, not a curated record
AUGUUUCUGCUGCAGACUGUGACUGUUAUUUCUCUGACUGUCGUUCUCCUGGACGCAGUGGAAGGUGAUGGGGUACAGAUGCAGAGAGACGUUCAGUGCUGUAUGCAGUACUCCCAGGGGAACGUGCGCACCAAAGACGUGCUGAGACUGUACACCAAGAAGGCGGUGAAGUGUGCUGACCCCAGAGAUAGAAGGGUCAAGAGGUUACUGAGGAAGCUGCUCCAGAGGCAGAGGACCAAAGCACAUAGAACCAUGUGGCUCCACCCUCAUGGCAACCUGCCAGUCAUGUCGGAGAGAGAGUGGUAA